Molecule: messenger RNA, 2201 nt
Organism: Acanthochromis polyacanthus (spiny chromis)
Lineage: Eukaryota; Metazoa; Chordata; Actinopteri; Pomacentridae
Gene: klhl41a
Product: kelch-like family member 41a
Exons: 6
Coding region: 164-1960 (598 amino acids)
Molecular function (GO): protein binding
Source: RefSeq, a predicted model, not a curated record
GGCCAACCUGAAUUCUUCAUGGAUGGGGUGGUCGGUUAUAUUUAGAGGGGCACAGUUAUAUUGAUGUGGCUUCAGGUCUGGCAGCAUAUAGUUGUGUGUCUUCAGCAGCUUGGAGAGUCCAUCCUGAUCUGCUUCACUUCCCUCCACUUUCUGUCCUCAAAGAAUGGAUCCCCAAGGCUUGAGGGAAGAUCUUCGUCUGUUCCAGAGCACCCUGCUGCAGGAUGGACUCAAAGAACUCCUGAAUGAGAAUAAGUUAAUUGACUGCAUCCUAAAGGUCAGAGACAGAAGCAUUCCCUGCCAUCGGCUCAUUCUGGCAGCAUGCAGUCCUUACUUCCGGGAGCUUUUCUUCUCAGAGGACGGCAAAGAAGAGGACAAAAAGGAAGUUGUUCUGGAAAACCUUGAGCCCAAUAUUUUGGAGGUGAUUGUGAAUUACAUGUACUCCGCUGAGAUUGACAUCAAUGACGACAAUGUGCAGGACAUUUUGGCUGUUGCCAAUCGCUUCCAGAUCCCCUCAGUGUUCACAGUUUGUGUGAAUUAUCUGCAGAAGAUGAUGUCCAAGAAGAGCUGCCUCGCCAUCUACAGACUGGGACUGAUGCUGAACUCUGCCAGACUGGCAAUAGCAGCUCGAGACUACAUCGCAGAUCGCUUCGAGACCAUCGCCAAGGAUGAGGAGUUCUUAGAGCUUGCUCCACCUGAGCUCUUCGCAAUUAUCGGAGCCGAUUCAUUAAAUGUGCAGAAAGAAGAGGUGGUGUUUGAGACACUCAUGAGGUGGAUCAGAAAAGACAAAGACAAGAGAGUGAAAUCACUGGAGGAGGCCUUUGACUGCAUCCGUUUCCGUUUGCUCCCAGAGAAGUACUUCAAGGAGAAAGUGGAGAAAGAUGAUCUCAUUAAGGCUGAUCCUGAGCUUCUCAAAAAGAUUAAAGUCAUCAAAGACGCGUUUGCGGGGAAGCUGCCUCCAAAGGAAAAGGGGCAAGAUGGUGAGGAAGGAGCGGAGGGCAAACUGCCUGGUUACCUGAACGACACCCGCAGAUUUGGCAUGUAUGCUAAAGACAUGGUGCUGAUGAUCAAUGACACUGCAGCCGUGGCCUACGAUGGUCAGGAGAAUGAGUGUUUUCUUGCAGCGAUGUCUGAGCAAAUCCCCCGAAACCACGUCAGUCUGGCAUCGAAGAAGAACAAUCUGUACGUGCUGGGAGGACUGUUUGUAGAUGAGGAGGAGAAAGAAAACCCUCUGCAGUGUUACUUCUACCAGCUGGACAGUCUUGCUGCUGAGUGGAUGGCUCUGCCACCGAUGCCCUCCCCCAGGUGUCUCUUCGCUAUGGGCGAAGUUGAAAAUCUCAUCUUUGCUGUAGCAGGAAAAGAUUUACAGUCCAAUGAGUCUCAUGACACUGUCUUGUGCUAUGAUAUUGAAAAAAUGAAGUGGUCGGAAACAAAAAAGCUUCCCUUGAAAAUUCACGGCCACUGUGUGGUCGCAGAGAACGGGCUGGUGUACUGUAUCGGAGGAAAAACGGAUGACAAUAAAGCAACCAAUAAGAUGUUUGCAUACAAUCACAAGAGGUCAGAGUGGAAGGAAGUGGCCUCCAUGAAGACGCCCAGGUCGAUGUUUGGGGCGGUUAUCCACAAAGGGAGGAUCAUUGUUGCUGGGGGAGUUAAUGAAGAAGGCCUGACAGCUGCAUGUGAGGCCUACGACUUUGGAACCAACAAGUGGGCACCAUUUACUGAGUUUCCUCAGGAGAGGAGUUCAGUGAACCUGGUGAGCUGUGGAGGUUUGUUGUACGCCGUCGGAGGCUUCGCCAUGGUGGAGAACGAGAACAAAGAGUGUGCUCCUACUGAAGUCAUCGACAUUUGGCAGUACGAAGAUGACAAGAAGGAGUGGACCGGUAUGAUCAGAGAGAUGCGUUACGCUGCUGGAGCCUCCUGCGUCUCAAUGCGGCUGAACGCUGCCAAAAUGCCCAAACUCUAACUGCAAUUCAAGGACAUUCAUGUUACUGCUUUAGGACACAUAAUAUGCACUGUACAUGCUCCUAUUGUGCAGAUCAUUGUUGUCAUUUAUCAUUUUAACACAUCUCACUUUGCUGUUCUGUUCAUUUUUAGUUUUAAUAUUGUGAUUUUAUCAGGUCUUUGCUUCCUCAUGUGCUCUGCAGCAUAUUGAAGUAUUCCCCAUUGCACUUAUUUUAGAAUUAAAACAUUAUUGUCAACAGAUU